Panicum virgatum (switchgrass) is the source of this 1518-nucleotide messenger RNA. RefSeq lists its product as uncharacterized. The transcript is spliced from 3 exons. Lineage: Eukaryota; Viridiplantae; Streptophyta; Magnoliopsida; Poales; Poaceae. Bases 151 to 1266 code for a protein of 371 amino acids. The record is from RefSeq and is a predicted model, not a curated record. Gene Ontology annotation, molecular function: protein binding.
UCGGCGACGGCGAGUCACCGCCAUGCCGCACGAGAACGUGACGUGAGGGCCGCCGUCGCCGCGCCCGUCCAAUCCCAACGCGCGCCCCACACGGCCGCCCUCCACCGUAGGCGAGCCCAUCCACCCGCGGGGCCCUUAAAAGCAGCGCACAUGCUUCCUCCAACGCCGCAACAGCAGCAGCAUCUAGCGAGCCAGGUCCCCUCACCACCUCCACCUCACCUUGUGCAAGCUGAUCAGCUCCUCCGGAUCACACUCGCCUCUGCUCUGCAGGCAGCCAUGCUCGUGAGGAGCGCCUCCACGCCGGUCCUCGGCGCGCUCCUCCCGCCGGGCUCCCAGUCGCCGGCGGUCACCUCGCCGGCCGUCCACUUCGCCGAGUCGCCGGCGGCGGCCUACCACCCGCCAGCCAUCUCCUGCCACCUCGCGGGCUCCGGAUCCGACCACGAGCGCUCGCGCGGGCUCGCCGCCGGCAUGCGCCGCACCAGCUCGGAGGGCAACCUGGCCUCCCUGUCCCUGGCCGGCCGCGCGGACGACCACCAUCACCACCACCUCCCGCCGUCCGGCAAGUGCGCGCCGCGGCCGCGGCCGGUGCCGCUCGAGACCAUCGAGUCGUUCACGGACCGGCGGGCGUCCACGGACGACGAAUACGACGACGAGGAGGACGGCGGCGACGGUUUCGAGGCGGACCGCGAGAUGAGCUUCGAGCACUUCAGCUUUCUCGGCGGCAGCACGUACUCGCAGGAGCACCCGCUGUUCCUGGCCAGGGGCCUCGGGAUCGACCGCCUCGGCUCGGGCCUCCUGGGCGCCGACGGCGGCGGCGGCGGGUUCGGUGGCAGCAACCUGGUCACGUCUGGCAACGGAGGGGACCGGUCCGGCAUCGAGAUGCAUUACAAGAAGAUGAUCGAGGAGGACCCCUGCAACGGCCUCUUCUUGAGGAACUACGCGCAGUUCCUGUACCAGGUGAAGGGGGAUUGCCGGAGGGCAGAGGAGUACUACUCCCGCGCGAUCCUCGCCGACCCUGACGACGGCGAGCUCCUCUCGGAGUACGCCAAGCUGGUCUGGGACGUGCCCCGCGACAAGGAGCGCGCCUCCAGCUACUUCGAGCGGGCAGCGAGGGCUUCCCCGGAGAACAGCCACGUCCUCGCCGCGCAGGCUGCGUUCCUGUGGGACACGGACGACGCCGGCGAGCCUGAAGACAGCGGCAGCGGCGCGCUCGGCUACGUGGGGUUUGCUCCCGCGCAUUCAUCUCUGGCUUCGGCAGCAAUAUGAUUUGAACAGCCUCUCUGUCUGUCCCUGAAUGAAGAUGGCUAGUAGCUUGAUAAUAAUAAUACUAGUGAACAUAGGCUGGUGCAGCUGCAGCAUAUGUGUACUUGUUUAUUUAGCUUUCAACAAUGAGCAAGGAGAUCCCAGAUUUCAGCUAAAUUUCUGUAUCCUCAAGUGAAGAAGAUGCAGAGCUAGCCUGCUGCUAUAAACAGAAUAAACAGUCGAAUGGAGGUGUAGCCAUGAGAUGAUUAGACUGCG